Molecule: messenger RNA, 1032 nt
Organism: Aspergillus caelatus
Lineage: Eukaryota; Fungi; Ascomycota; Eurotiomycetes; Eurotiales; Aspergillaceae
Exons: 1
Coding region: 1-1032 (343 amino acids)
Biological process (GO): phospholipid homeostasis
Molecular function (GO): aminoacyltransferase activity
Source: RefSeq, a predicted model, not a curated record
AUGAGUAUUCUUGAUGUUAGCUACCGGUUUUUUUUGAACAAAGCAAGAACCGGAGCUGUUGUUUAUAAGUUACAAACCGGAGUAGCCGUCGUAUGCGGUGAUCCUCUUUGUGAGUGGACAGAGAUCGCAAGUGUCAUGGAUGAAUUCGCAAAUUUUCGACAAAGAAAUCAUCUAGACAUAGCCUUUAUGGGAGCAAGCGAUGCGUUCGCAAAAGGCUAUGCCCAAUGCAAAGGCUGGACAAUGAUUGAGUUCGGCACUCAACGGGCGCUUAAUCCGCAAACAAACACAGUUCUGCUGGGACAGGCUGGGAAGCGCAUUGCUUCCCAGAGCCGGCAGUUGCUAAAUGCGCAAAAAGGUGGCAUUGUUCUCGGUGUGUAUACACCUGCUGUACAUGGCACUGACUUCCAACUCCAAGCAAGUCUGGUUGCUAUCUAUGAGGCAUGGCGCGCAGAGCGGAAUGCCUCUGCUGGACUGCAAGCAUUCAUCACUGUUUACGACCUGUUCGCCCUACCAGAGCUUAUGACUUUCAUUUAUGCUCAAAGUUCAGGAGGGCUCAUUACCGGGUUCGCCGCCAUACGGCAGCUGGGGGACGGAGGCUACCAUCUUGAUCCUUGUAUUGUUGCUCCAGGCAGUCCCAACGGAAUGACUGAUUUAUUGGUCGUUGCUGCAAUGACUUUGCUACGCCGAGCCGGGGUCUCCUCCAUAGGGCUUGGAAUUGAGCCAUCUCAGUCCCUCUCAAUGGAGAACAUAGUUGGAAUACCAGGGCCUGUGGCGAAGAUGGCACGGAAAUUGUACGAUCAAACGAUCCCGCACCUCCCAAUUCACGGGAAAAAGGCGUUUCAUGACAAAUUUCGGCCGGAUUCCUCGAAGACCUCUGCCUUAUAUCUGAUUUUUCCCAGCAGUGUAUUCGGACUGCGAUAUCUGUUGGCUAUGAUCCAUUUGGCAAAUAUUGGCCUACGAAAGCUCUUGUUGGCUGAUUUUAAGACUCGCGUAUCGACCGGCAAGUCCAAGUCUGUUGUGGGCCACACAUGA